Molecule: messenger RNA, 282 nt
Organism: Tetrahymena thermophila SB210
Lineage: Eukaryota; Ciliophora; Oligohymenophorea; Hymenostomatida; Tetrahymenidae
Exons: 3
Molecular function (GO): protein binding
Source: RefSeq, a predicted model, not a curated record
AUGGGUGCAUCAGGUUUAGGUUCUGGUUUAGCAAAUUGCAUUAAUCUCUCAAAUUUGACACUUGACCUUUAUGGUAAUUAAAUUGGUGACGAAGGUGCAUCAGGCUUAGGUUCUGGUUUAGCAAAUUGCAUUAAUCUCUCAAAUUUGACACUUUACCUUUAUUUCAAUUAAAUUGGUGACGAAGGUGCAUCAGGCUUAGGUUCUGGUUUAGCAAAUUGCAUUAAUCUCUCAAAUUUGACACUUGACCUUAGGUAAAAACAGUUAAUUUGUUUUGGAUUGUGA